CGUACAUGUACUGCAAACUCCAGAGGUCGAUUUUCUAUAAUAGAAAUCAUCCUGAGUCAACAGUGACUUAUAACACCUAAUACUCCGUACCAUCCAACUUCUCCGUGUACUCCAGUCGAGUUUAGUGUCUCGCAUUCUAUCAAGCUCUCUGUGUAACAUCUUGCUCUGACAGUGAUGGCCUCCAUGGUGGCUAAGAGACUAGGCAGACUAACAGCCAACACGACUUAUUUCUUCCUCUGUGAUAUGCAAGAGAAGUUCCGGCCCACAAUAAAGUACUAUCCUGAGAUCAUUACUGUGGCUUCCAAAAUGGUUCAAGCGGCUAAUAUAUUGGACAUCCCCGUCAUCUGUACUGAACAAUACCCUAAAGCACUCGGCAAUACAGUCGCAGAGAUUGACGUAUCCAAGGCAACGGUGUUCGCUAAGACCUUCUUCUCGAUGAUAACUCCAGAUGUGGUCAAGUGCAUUGAAGAGCAAUCCGACAGGAAAUCAGUCGUGCUAUUUGGAAUUGAAACACAGGUGUGUGUGCAACAGACUGCACUGGACCUCCUGGGGAGAGGAUACGAUGUUCAUGUGAUUGCUGAUGGUGUAUCGUCAAGGACACAGGUCGAUCGAAUAUUCGCUAUUGAGCGGUUGAGAGCUGCUGGUGCGUUUAUUUCCACCAGUGAGAGUGUCAUCUUUGAGUUGCUGGGAGAUUCCAAGCAUCCAAAGUUCAAAGAGGUCCAACCACUCAUCAAGACCUCAGCCCCUGACUCUGGUCUGCUCUCCAAGGUGUAGCUAGCUAGUGCGGGAGGGGGAAUGGACACAAAUACCAACCCUUGUAUAGAGAUGUAGCAGCUAACUAUAGAGAACUUGACGUGUGCAUGUAUGUGUGUAGUUACUAGUUGGCUUAUGAUUGAAAACUUCAAUAAUCAAUCCUUUGUGACUUGGUUGAUUCA
This is a messenger RNA of Halichondria panicea, 935 nucleotides long. RefSeq names its product isochorismatase domain-containing protein 2-like. Gene Ontology annotation, cellular component: cytoplasm. The transcript is spliced from 6 exons. Bases 175 to 774 code for a protein of 199 amino acids. The record is from RefSeq and is a predicted model, not a curated record. NCBI's taxonomy places the organism in Eukaryota, Metazoa, Porifera, Demospongiae, Suberitida, Halichondriidae.